Molecule: messenger RNA, 411 nt
Organism: Symbiodinium natans
Lineage: Eukaryota; Dinophyceae; Suessiales; Symbiodiniaceae
Source: the annotation of a GenBank genome assembly
AUGUUCUCGACAUGUUUGAAGACUUCUCGAGUUUUCGAAGUCUUCGGAGUCUCUUCGAGACACGGUGGGCUGUGCGAGCUCCAGGCCCUGGAUUGGUUGGGCGUGCCACUCCUGCACCUGGUUGUGACACACUCUCUCUGCGAGCCCCCGCUCGUGGAGCCCGGCUUAGUGACACCAAUCCUUUGGGGGAAGCCUCCUGAUUUGUUCAUGGCCCGUGGAGUCUUAGUUUGCAAUGCAUCUGCCCAGUGGACAGUGCAUGCCGAUGUCUAUGACCUUGAUGGGAAUGCUGUGGAGACCGAAGACUGGCAAGCACAGAUCAUCGUCAACGGCUUUGAUGGACAAUUCAAGAGCAGGGAGCCACCUUUGGGAUGUCCUGGCGUGGGCCACGGCCACGUGCAAUUCCUGGAAUGA